This is a messenger RNA of Pseudomassariella vexata, 1329 nucleotides long. RefSeq names its product ribosomal protein S8. Gene Ontology annotation, molecular function: structural constituent of ribosome. The transcript has a single exon. The record is from RefSeq and is a predicted model, not a curated record. Gene Ontology annotation, cellular component: ribosome; mitochondrion. Lineage: Eukaryota; Fungi; Ascomycota; Sordariomycetes; Amphisphaeriales; Pseudomassariaceae. Gene Ontology annotation, biological process: translation. Bases 433 to 930 code for a protein of 165 amino acids.
CUGCUGUACCUUCAGAGGACUACCACUGAUGAUGGUGGGGUUGCCCCAUGCCGAGAAACGUAGUGGGAGCUGGCCAAUUGUCGCACAGAAUUGAUUGCCAGCCCAACUUGCCGCAGGGAUCAUAGCCCGAACGUAACCACCCCCCUAGCCCACUCGGGCCUUUCCUUUUCCGCAAAAUCUCGACUUGGUGAUAGCUUCAGAGGAAUUUCGCUAUUCAGAAGCCGCUACCGCCAAUUCGCGAUCUUCCGACGGCAGCAUUGAGCCAGGCGUGGCUGGUUUCUGUUCCACAGUCGUCAGUCCAUACGAACCCCAAAUUGGCCAUCUUCCAAUCUAAUACUAACACCCUCAGCUCCCCGGCACAACAAACCAACCUCGAUUGCGAACACCUUCCUCCACGUCAAUCCGCCCGCCAGGGCAACACCCACCGCCAAAAUGCCACACCAAAGCAUAGCCCACAUCUGCUCACACAUGCAAAACGCCUCGCGCGCACGCCUAGCCCUAACCUCUACCCCCCACUCGAAAUUCCACCUCAACCUGCUGCUCUCCAUGCAGCGAACAGGCUUCCUCAGCUUCGUGACGCGCGGCGGCCUCCACCCGCCCGAUCCGGCCACUCUGAGCACCUACGUCCCUCCUCCGCUGACCUCGGCCAACGUCGCAAAGCAACGACUGUGGGUCGGGCUGAAGUACAGCAACAACGAGCCCGUGCUGAAGCAUAUGAAAGUCAUUUCGAAGCCGACACGGCCCGUGACGCUCAAGUUGGAGGAUUUGGAGAGGAUUGCUAGAGGGUGGGAUGCGGGUGGCAGGAUGAUGCAACGGGGACUGAAUUUGGGCGAAUGUAUGUUCGUCAGUACGCCGAAGGGGGUUAUGGAGAUUCGGGAGGCCGUGGAGAGGAAGAUGGGUGGGCUGCUGUUGUGCCGUGUUUCCCCAUGAUCGAGGCAAUGGAUGUAGGUGAUGUCGGCCAUGGACUGCAUUUUUUAUCCCUAUGGAGGAGCACAUAGGGAGAGGGAUGCUGGAACUGUACGAUACUGGAGCAGGCAGGGUCAACGCAAGCUAUCCUUGGAUCACCCCAAAGUAACUAACAUGGCAUCGAGAAGUAGGGUAUGGAAAUGUAUCAAAAAUAUACGACGACAUUGACUCUGUAUCAUACCACCACAAUGCAAAUGCAACAACUACUCUUACUCUGCGACGCCUGGGAAGCAAGUUACGAUGUUCAUGCCCGUGCGGCGGCACCAUCGAAUAGAACGGUGGCUUGAUGAAGCCAUGUUUCCUGUUCAGUCUCGCAAUGAAGUUAUUUCAUCUUCAUUCUGAAAACCCCGUUUUCAUUGCCCG